Molecule: messenger RNA, 830 nt
Organism: Scophthalmus maximus (turbot)
Lineage: Eukaryota; Metazoa; Chordata; Actinopteri; Pleuronectiformes; Scophthalmidae
Exons: 6
Coding region: 74-721 (215 amino acids)
Source: RefSeq, a predicted model, not a curated record
ACAAGGUAAAUAAAUUUGCCUGCCACAGCUUUCAUCAUCAGAAAAGAAAGAAAACCAUCCAGACUCAGAGGCCAUGGCGUCAAAGGGAACAUGGAUCUGGAUUUGCUCACUCGCAGCCUUGUCCGUCGCUGCAGCUCAAGUUGAAAGUGUAAUGAGGAACUGCACCACACAGACGGACCUCUUGGAGCGUCUAUCGGCCGAUGUCAAGGGGGCAGUGGAGUGCAGUGCAGACCUGCCCUCAGUGUGGACGAGGCAGCAGUCGUCUGCACUCCUGCUGUCCAUGAGGAAUCUGACGGGUUUACUGCACCGACACCAGCUGACAGACUGCCAAGGUGCUGAGCCGAAGAAAUGUCCGAAACCUGAAGUGCCCAGCAACGGAGGUUUGGCUUGUGUCACGGUCGGCAACAAGCGCUACUGCAAACCGUUGUGCAACUUCGGUUAUGAUUUUAGUUUCCUGAGGAGGAGUCGUUUGUUUGAAGAAUGCAGUGAGAGGACAGGAUAUAAGUGGGAGACGCAGUUCAUCGGGGGAAACAACUUGGCUGUGUGCAACGAAGCCACUAGUCAAGUUUCCGGAUCAGAGUCUGCGUAUUUCCCCAAAGAUCAGGACUGCCUGACGACCCAGAGCCAGCUGCGCGACAGCUUCCUCCAGAGGCUCAACGCUGAGCUGCAGGUCCAAGGCGUUCAGGGCCAGCCAAAGAACGCCUGUCUCGUUUGUGGAUGACCGCGGUGUCUGUGUGUGUUUGUGUGUGUUGAGGUGUCCAGCUGGGUCGACCUCUCACCUUAAUUUAAAGCCACUUGCCCACAAGGAAUAAUAAAAAAUAAAAGAACUA